AUGUUUUUAGAAGCUAACAUACCUAUUGUAGGCUCCGCGUCGCUAACAGAUCAGCGCGAUUGGGCGGGAACGGCUGUCGCGCUGGGAUACCAUGGCGUCGCGUUCAACGUCUUUAAGGGACCCAAUGAGAAGGUCGAGCCGCGCGAGCGGUGCGGCGUUAAGGCGGUUCCGAUGGACACUCUGCAGGCGACUCGAGAGAGAGUGCGACUCGCGCUGAAAGGAGCACAGGUACGCCGGGGGGCGGGGAAAGGGGAAAAGGGGGGGGAGGGGGGGGGGGAGAAGGUGGGGGGGGGAGAAGGGGGGAGGAAAGGGCGAGGGGGAGGGGGUGGGCAAGGAAGAAGGGUAGUCUGUUUUCCAGUCGCCUCAGGAACCGACUCGAGAGAGAGUGCGCCUCGCAUUGAAAGAAUCAAAGGUACGCUGCGGAAGGGACGGUGGGGGGGGAGGGGGGGAAGGGGUAAGGGUGGGGAGCACGGGGGAAGGAGCACAGGUACGCGGGAGGGCGCGUGGGGGUUAGAAGAUCAGGAGGGGGAGUGGAAGGGGGAGGGGGCCGCGGGCGGGGGGGACAGGGGAAGGGGGGGGGACGGGGUGGCAGCAGCAUCAAUUUACAAGCCCCUUUUAGACGAAGUCCCGUCCUUCACGCAGCUCGUGCGCAUAACAGCAGCGGUAAAGGAGGAGGAGGGCAGCGCUGAUGCCAUCACUCCCCUUCUAGACGAUAGCCCUUCAUUCACGCAGCUCGUGCGCAUAACAGCAGCGGUGGAGGAGGGCGGGCCUGAGGUGAUAGCAGAGCGCCUGCCGACAGUGGUGGGGGUUGGAUAUGACCUGGCGGCUGUACAACCGUGCCUCAAAACCUGGAUUGGCUCUAAACUUACCCGCCACAGUGGUGGGGAGGGGAUCAGAUACGACCUGGCGGCUCCGACCCUCCCCUGCCGCAAUCAAAGCUGUGAUGCAGGUGACGGUGGUUGUGACGGUGGUUGUGACGGUGAUGGUGAUGGUGAUGGUGAUGGUGAUGGUGAUGGUGAUGGUGAUGGUGAUGGUGGUGGUGGUGGUGAUGGUGAUGGUGGUGGUGAUGGUGAUGGUGAUGGUGAUGGUGAUGGUGAUGGUGAUGGUGGUGGUGAUGGUGAUGGUGAUGGUGAUGGUGAUGGUGAUGGUGAUGGUGAUGGUGGUGGUGAUGGUGAUGGUGAUGGUGAUGGUGAUGGUGAUGGUGAUGGUGGUGGUGAUGGUGGUGGUGAUGGGGAUGGCUUGUGCUUCAGACGUCUCAAAACACUUCUUCAAACAGGUAUCCACGCCUCCCUCUCCUCUAGACACUGCCCCCUCCCCUCUCUCGUCUCCUUCCUCACCUCUCCCUUCUUGAUUCUCUGUUCUCCCCCACACUUCCCCUUUCUCCCCCACACCCCUUCACAGGUAUCCACGCCUCCCUCUCCUCCAGACACUGCUCCCCUCUCCUCUCUCCUCUCCUCUCUCUUCUCCUCUCUCGCCUGCUCGCUUUCCGCUGACUCAUCAAUCCUCUCUCUUUUCCCCUGUUGCUUGGACCCAUCACAGGUAUCCACUCCUCCCUCUCCUCCAGACACGGCCCUCCUCUCGUCUCUCUUCUCUCUCUCCUUCCUCCGCCCCCCCGGCUCCUCCGCCCUCUCUGCUUCUUCACCUCUUGGUUCUCUUCCUCCCCCUCCCUCCUCCCUCUUUUCCCCACACCCGUUCACAGGCAGCAACGCCAUCUACUCCAGACACGGCCCUCCUCUCGUCUCUCUUCUCCUCUCUCUCCUUCCUCCGCCCCCCCAGCUCCUCCAACCUCUCUGCUUCUUCACCUCUUGCCACCACACCUGCCACAACCAUUCCUGGAACUGGCACAGUUAUGCCCGGAGAUACGGUUACCACCAGCGUUACACGGUCGGAGCAGCAGCGGUGGUGGUGUUGGUGUUGCUGGGUGGGGAGCCGUAUGGGAGGGUGACGGCAUUGGGUUGA
Molecule: messenger RNA, 1959 nt
Organism: Closterium sp. NIES-65
Lineage: Eukaryota; Viridiplantae; Streptophyta; Zygnematophyceae; Desmidiales; Closteriaceae
Source: the annotation of a GenBank genome assembly